Talaromyces stipitatus ATCC 10500 is the source of this 1479-nucleotide messenger RNA. RefSeq lists its product as uncharacterized. The transcript has 6 exons. Bases 1 to 1479 code for a protein of 492 amino acids. NCBI's taxonomy places the organism in Eukaryota, Fungi, Ascomycota, Eurotiomycetes, Eurotiales, Trichocomaceae. The record is from RefSeq and is a predicted model, not a curated record.
AUGGAGCAUUUACCCUUAUUAGAAGGUAUAAAGCCCUUGAUUAUUGUGCCGUACGAGGCACCCGAGAAAGAUUGGUAUGACGGUGGUGGAUUCCUUGAUUAUCCACAGCGAUCUGGUUGGGCCGAAGAGCAACUUCGUGGUGGCGAUGACACCACAAAAGAAGAUUAUUUGGACGCAAAUGUGUUUUACACUAAGGGAAAUGAUAUUAAACUUUUCUUUGGACUGGCCAUUGGAUUUUUCAAAAUUGGUGGCGUUCAUGUUAAGACCGAAGACUUUCUUGUCGAUGCGAAUGUUGAUGGGGUCGAUCCUGAUAUGCCAAAAAUGAUCAAUACAUCAAAGCUAUCACAGCUCCUGACUGAAUGGAAAGCCAAUGUCGAGACAAAGGACCGCUUCUGUGUUCCCGGAUACGAAAACGAGUCCCUCUUGAAGCAAGAAAAGUCUCGACCAUGGCCAGUAAGGGAUGAUGUAUCUACUGCUAUGAUCGGACUGACCUUCUCUCUCUGGAAAGCAGCUAUGUGCGAAGUUCCACAUCUUCAUGGUCGCUCUGAGCUUCUGUGGAAGCGCCUACAGCAAAAAUGGUGCAUUGAUGAUGUGACCACCACAUUCAAGGAGCUGGAUAUUGAUGGCCACUAUUAUCUUGCAGCAUCGCCGGGGCUGGCAAAUGCAAUCGGCAGGAUUAUUGAGAAGGACGCCAUCCCGAUUGCCCUAUGGGUGAAAGGGCUUCGCACACUCUGGUCUGUUGACUAUCACCUAACUGGUAAACGAAAGCCCGACUAUGUUGCGAUUUCACACAUCUGGACUGAUGGCAAAGGUAAUCCUUCCACUUCUCCAAUUCUAGCCAUCAUUUCUCGACUGUAUCAGUCUAAUUGGAUCAAGCGGCUCUGGACCCAUCAAGAGGGAUUUCUGUCUGAUCUAAACUAUCCUUCUGAGGAUUCCAAUUCUGAUUGGCAUUCAAAAGUUUACAUUCUAUUCAGUGACAAAUCCGUUGAACUAGAUGACCUAUAUCAGCAAUUCAGUGCUUAUCAGAAAAGACAGGAAAGGUUAGAGAUGCUCUAUGGUCCCAUCACUGAUGCUGUGUCUCAGCGAAAGACGUCACAACUUGCCGAUGAGAUAGUAUGUUUGGCAACGAUCAUCGACAUUGACGUUAAGCCCUUCCUGGACCUCCCUGACAAAACAAACAAAGAUUUGGCUCAGGAGAGGAUGGCUCUCUUCUUGAAAACGCUGCAUACUUUUGAGAUGCAUUUUGUCUUCAACAAUUAUGCGACUGGAGAGAAAGGUUACAAAUGGGCCCCAAGGUCAUCGCUGAGCUUCAGGACGGCGGAGUUAUACUAUGGAGAAGACGAGCGUACAGCAGACCUUCAAAUUGUCAACGGUAAAGGGGGCCUACUGGUCCAAUACCCGGGCUUUUUGAUACAGUUUGAUAGUGGGCGGCCACCGUUUGGUACAAAUGAACGUGGCUGUGUCAUAAGCUAUCGUUAG